Molecule: messenger RNA, 3579 nt
Organism: Raphanus sativus (radish)
Lineage: Eukaryota; Viridiplantae; Streptophyta; Magnoliopsida; Brassicales; Brassicaceae
Product: disease resistance protein RUN1-like
Exons: 5
Coding region: 41-3463 (1140 amino acids)
Biological process (GO): defense response; signal transduction
Molecular function (GO): ADP binding; protein binding
Source: RefSeq, a predicted model, not a curated record
AAUUAACAGGAAAGAUUAAUUCUCGUCGAAGCUGGUUGCGAUGGCGUCCUCUUCCUCUCGGACUCGCCUUUGGAAGUACGAUGUGUUCCUGAGCUUUCGAGGACCAGACACUCGGAAAAACAUUGUCAGCCAUAUAUACUCGGCACUCCGUAACAAAGGAAUCUUUACUUUCAAAGACGACCGGACGCUGGAGAAAGGAAACUCGAUUCCAGACGAACUCGUAACAGCCAUCCAGACCUCACGGUUCGCCCUAGUUGUCAUCUCAGAAAAUUACGCCGCUUCGACUUGGUGCUUGGAGGAGCUCCGGAUGAUAAUGGAACUUCAGGCGGUGGAAGGUGGCAUCAGCGUGGUCCCAAUCUUCUUUGGAGUUGCGCCAUGUGACGUCAGACAUCAGACAAAAAGUUUUGCGACUGCGUUUGCUAGCAUGGUAAGACCCGAAACGUAUGCGAAGGUUCCUAGAUGGAGAACAGCUCUUACCCAAGUAGCAAAUCUCUCAGGCUUCGACUCCAGUGUAUGUGUGGACGACGCAACAAUGGUUGAAGACGUUGUCCGACAUCUAUUAGACGGUCUGUUCCCUGCGCACACUCCAGACGAGGAUGUUGUUGGGAUGAGCAGACACAUGGAAGGCUUAGCUUCUCUCUUGGAAAUGGAAUCAGAGGAAGAGGUUCGUUUUGUAGGAAUUUCGGGAAUGGGGGGAGUAGGCAAAACCACCAUUGCCAAGUAUCUCUAUAACCGGUUUUCACGUCAGUUCCCAGUUCGUUGUUUCAUAGACGGCGUCGCUAAGGAUUACAAGGAGCAGGGUCUCCCUUACCUGCGGAAAAAGUUCCUCUCCCAAAUCUUCCGUGAUGAACAUGUAACUCUUGGAAGUGUGGUAGCAGGAUCGGAUGAAAUAAAGUCGAGACUCUGGCACCAAAAGGUGUUUGCUGUGCUUGAUGAUGUGGAUCAAGUGGAGCAGUUACAUGGCUUGGCAAAAGAGCCAACCUGGUUUGGUUCAGGGAGCCGCAUCAUCAUACUUACACGAGACAAGGGUCUACUCGAUACCUGCGGAGUUACAAACGUGUACCACGUCAAGUGCUUGGACCAAGACGAUGCGCUCAAGAUGUUUAAACAUAUUUCUUUUGGAGGAGGACCUUGUCCCGAUGGUUUUGAGAAACUCUUGAUCAGAGCUUCUCGGCUUGCUCAUGGCCUUCCUUUCGCACUUCACUCUUACAGUUUGCAUCUGCACAGAAAGACAGCAGAAGAAUGGGAAAAAGCAUUGUUAGAAUAUGAAAAAUCUCCUCACAAGAACAUAUUCCAUAUCUUUAGAAGCAGCUACGAAGGCCUAGUCCCACGGGAUAAGAUUGCUUUCCUUCAUGUAGCAUGUCUUUUUAACGGACACCAUUUCCUGCGCGCAAGUAGCCUUCUUGAUGAUAGUGAAUGUAGGAUAAAAAACUUAGUAGAGAAAUCUCUUGUUGACAUAUCAGCUCAAGGAUGCAUAAACAUGCAUGUUCUGGUCGAAGAAAUGGGAAGAGAACUCGUGCUUGAAGAAUCCGAUCAUAUCCCACAGAGACAAAGAAUCUUGUGGGGAAAUGAUGUUUAUGAUGUCCUUCUCCUCAACAUGGGUACACAAAGAAUUGAAGGCCUGGCGCUAGACACGUAUGAGAUCCCUGGUGUGUUGCGUAUUCUGCGCAGUAGUUAUGAUUCGAUGCCUUAUCUGAAGUAUCUCAACUUCUACACCCGUUUGGAUUAUCAAAAACUGGAGCUCUUUCCACAUGUAGCCUCACUUCCUCGCAUGCUUAGGUUACUACGUUGGGAUGCCUAUCCGUUAACAAGCUUGCCUUCUUUCCCACGCGGUCUCAUUGAACUCACUCUGCAUCGCAGCAAUCUUCAGAACCUCUGCAUCAGUAAUCUGUACCUUAACAAACUCAGGAGACUAGAUGUGAGUGGAUCUAAGCAUCUAAUAGACCUUCUAGACCUUUCAGCGGCUACGGAGCUCGAGGAGUUGGUUGCUGAAGGCUGCAUGAGGCUUAGGCUAAUUGGGUUGUGGUCCACUAGAAGGAGAUAUUCUCUGAGAAAUCUCGAUAUAUCGAAAUGUUGGGGUCUUGAGAGUCUCCCGCAUUUUAUACCAGAUUGGAUUUCACUUGCAACAGAACCCAUUUUUUUCCGAUUCCAAGGCACUAGGCUCAAGUUUGAAAUAACGGCACUGGGGCCUUUCGAAAAUCUCUGCAUCGAGGGGAACAUAAAGAUUAGGUUGGAGCAGCUAGUAGGAGAUGCAGAGCACUUAUCUUACAUUUCUAAGCAACAGACAACAUUUGAACUGAGGCUGAUGCGACCAUCGAAUUGGCCUGAGUCACAUAUUUCUGGUAAAACACUCCACAUCAACCGAUCCUACUACAACAUCCGUGGGUAUCGCUUCAGGUGUGUUAGCUUCUCAGAUUUCUCCUGCUUGGCGGAGUUGAAACUCAUCAACUUGAACAUCCAGAAAAUCCCAGAUGACAUCGACCUAUUGCAUUCACUAGAGAAACUGGACCUCAGUGGAAAUGAUUUCACGCAUUUGCCCACAACUUUACGUAGCCUUGGAAACUUAAACGAUCUCAUUCUAUGCAACUGCAGCGAACUCGAGGAACUGCCGAGCCUGCCGAGACAGUUGCAGAGGCUCAAACUUUCUGACUGUACAAACCUCCAGUCAUUGCCUGCACACGAGGAAAGCUCCCAGUUGCUUGAGCUCCAUCUUGACGACUGCAAGAGUGUACAAUCAUUGACACAUAGUCUUGGUCAGUUCACCAAUUUAAUGCUCCUGGACCUCAGUGGGCAUGAGUUUCAGACAAUCCCAACAAGCAUCACAGACCUUUUAACGCUAGGAACUCUCUGCCUCAACAACUGCAACAAACUCGAAUCUCUCGAAGAGCUUCCACUGAGUCUUAACCAUCUAAAUGCACACAGCUGCAGUUCUUUGGAAACCGUUUUAUUACCCCUGAAUCAUUCUAUGAAACACCUUGACCUUAGCCAUUGCGCUCAACUGAAACAGUGUGAAGAGGUGAUCACUCAGUUUCUGAAAGGGGGAAAACAUGAAGAGGUACUGCUGCGUUUCGCUUGCAUACCGGGAACUGCAAUUCCUAGCUACUUCGAUAACCAAUCUUUGGGAGCAUCUACUCAACUUUCCUUCAACGAUGUGGGUUUCACUGCGUGUAUCAUGGUUGCCUGCAGUAGACCCUACUAUCUUCAGUUUUUAGAGUCUUCUUAUACUUGGAACUGGGAAGCUGGUGGGGUGUUUCGGAUUAACCUCAGACCAAACAUCUAUCGUUCACACGGGAUGGAGGAAGAAGAGGCUGUUACAGAGCACUACUUGGUUAUCAUCCAUGUCUUAUGUAGCAAAAACAGUGACCAAGUUGCCAAUUUACUAUUCAAUUCCGCUCUUCAACUUCCACGGAUCCCAAUUGCGGAGAUAAAAGCAUGUGGGGUUCGCAUAGACAACCCCAACUAAAUAUUUGACAAGAAAGUUGCAUACACAAAGAGACCAGUUCAUAGUUAAAAAUGUAAAACCAUACAUCAGAACAAUGGAUAAACCCAUUUGAUUUUUAUUAAAUCAUCUUCAUCGAA